This is a messenger RNA of Hippocampus comes (tiger tail seahorse), 6563 nucleotides long. RefSeq names its product membrane-associated phosphatidylinositol transfer protein 2. Gene Ontology annotation, molecular function: metal ion binding; phosphatidylinositol binding; phosphatidylinositol transfer activity. The coding region runs from base 1193 to 5503 and encodes 1436 amino acids. The record is from RefSeq and is a predicted model, not a curated record. The transcript is spliced from 28 exons. Gene Ontology annotation, cellular component: cytoplasm. Lineage: Eukaryota; Metazoa; Chordata; Actinopteri; Syngnathiformes; Syngnathidae. Gene Ontology annotation, biological process: phospholipid transport.
UCCAUCUCCGGGCCUUCCUUGUUUCUUUCCUUCCCUUCUUUCAAGCCAACCAUGCUUCCUUCCACCCAUAUCCUACCUUCCUUCUUCCACCCCCAUUUCCUACUAGUCCCACCCUGAAUACCGUACCGUAGUUGCAAGGCUUUUAUUUCGAAAGGCUAACCGGAUCUCCAGCGGUGUAUCAUGUCACUCGUGCGUCUUAGCGUGUCUCGAUGUGACGCGCUGCUCAGGGACUGUGAAGUCUCGUUGCGCUUCAGACUUGCUGAGUGACAACUUAACGAUGGCGGUGCUGGUGUCCGUUCUUCGUCCUCGUUGUUUCCCCUGCCGGUUGGCCUGAGCUGCCCACACCUGAAUGCGCCUCGCAGACCCUGGUCCGCCGAGUCCCGCCAAACGGGCAGAUUUAAGGGCGUUUUUGCGGACGUCGCCGGUGAGCUAACUUUGGCCUUUUUUAGUGGCGGGGUGUCGUGCAGCUGCUCCCGUUGCCAAAUAUGCGGGCCUGAGUGGCAACAAACCUCGCCGGGGUGGACCGCGCUUACGGCGUAAACACACGCCGAAGAUGUGCUGAUAACGACGGCAUGAUGUUUUGUGGUCGCGUCAUCUGUGGUCCGCGUCGUUGUCAAGGAAAUCGGGACUUUUUUUUUUUGGCGGGGAUACACUCGUUUCGAUCUCAUGGACCUCACCGGGUGGGCGGCUGCCGCUGAGUCCCGCUGACUCCGAAGAGGACUCCACCCGCCGCCCGCUCUACCAGGUGGAUGAACUGGGCUUCCUCCUUCCCAAUGCCGAGGUACAUCGCAGCGAGUUGUCCUCAACCAGAAACCAGGAAGUGCUCAUGCAGUCAAUCAUUCGCAGCCUUAACUGAUUACCUCAGCCGGUCCACGCUUCAUGGGGCACCGAAACGACAUUUCAUUUCAUUUGUGACAAGGAGUUCAAAGGUCGUCAACGGACUACUGAAUUUGUUUGGAUCAAGUCCGACAUCCUGUUAGAUGACGGAUCGGCUCACGUCAACCAAAGUGCGUUGUUUGCAAAGCUAAGCUUUUUGAGCCAUCCAUGAGGACGUCAGAGUGGCUGAUUUGACGCAUCGCUCGUAGGAAAGCGGAGUUUCUCCUCUUCCCUUUCUCCCUUUCCACCCCCCCCCUUCUACCCUGUCACUCUUCACCUCAGCCCCCCCUUUUCCAACCCCACCCCUCCCUCCACCAUGCUUAUCAAGGAGUACCGCAUCCCCAUGCCCAUGAGUGUGGAGGAGUACCGAAUCGCCCAGCUCUAUAUGAUUCAGAAAAAGAGCCGCGAGGAGAGCUGCGGCGAGGGCAGCGGCGUGGAGAUCCUAAAAAACAAACCGUACACGGACGGACCGGGCGGAACGGGCCAGUACACGCACAAGGUUUACCACAUCGGCAUGCACAUUCCCAGCUGGUUCCGCUCCAUCCUGCCCAAAGCGGCGUUGAGGGUGGAAGAGGAGUCGUGGAACGCCUAUCCUUACACGCGCACGCGAUACACGUGUCCCUUCGUGGAGAAGUUCUCCAUUGACAUCGAGACGUACUACAUGAGCGACACUGGCAACCAGCCGGAUGUUUUCAACAUGUCGGCCGCCGACAAGAGGCAGAGGACCGUCGACCCCAUCGACAUCGUGACGGACCCCAUCGCUCCCCACGAGUACAAGGCCGAGGAGGACCCGCGGCUAUACAAGUCUGCCAAGACCCAGCGUGGCCCCCUGCUGGACGACUGGAUAGAAGAGUACAACAACAACCCGGGCAGGACGCCCGUCAUGUGCGCUUACAAGCUGUGCAAGGUGGAAUUUCGCUACUGGGGCAUGCAGUCCAAGAUUGAGAGAUUCAUCCAUGACGUUGGACUAAGAAAGGUAAUGGUACGCGCCCACCGGCAGGCCUGGUGCUGGCAAGACGAGUGGUACGGUCUGACCAUGGAGGACAUCAGGCAGCUGGAGCUGGAGACCCAGCUGACCCUGGCCAGGAAGAUGGCACAGUUCUGCCUGGUAGAGGAGGCCACCGAGGCCAACGGCGACACGCCGCCUGCCGUCAAGGAGCAGGAGGUCAAGGAGGCGGCGGAGGCGGAGGUGACGGUGAGCGCCACUCCUACCAACACGCUGCAGCCCCGCGGCGUGCUCACCAAGCAGUGGUCCACCUCCUCGCGCUCCUCCCGCUCCUCAAAACGAGGAGUGAGCCCGUCCCGACAUAGCAUCUCGGAAUGGAGGAUGCAGAGUAUCGCGCGGGACUCGGACGACAGCUCGGACGAAGAGUUCUUCGACGCUCACGAAGAUUUCUCUGACGGCGAGGAUGUCUUACCCAAGCAAAUCGCCAAGUGGAAUUCCAACGACCUCAUGGACAAAAUCGAGGCUUCCGACAUGGAAGAGACGUCCGGCGAGCUCUUCAAGGACAUAGAAGUGGACUACGCCAGGGCAGCCGGCGGGGAAAGACUAGACGAGGAGAGCUCGUCCGAGCAGUGCCUGCAGCCCUCCAAGAUCCACGUGCUCAUCCUGGUCCUGCACGGCGGCAACAUCCUGGACACGGGCGGCGGCGGCGGCGAGCAGAGCAGCAAGCAAGCCGACGUCAACACCAUCGGCGCCGCGUUCGAUUCCGUCAUGCGCGUCCACUACCCGGCGGCGUUGGGCCGCCUCGCCGUCCGCCUCGUCCCGUGUCCUGCCAUCUGCGCCGAGGCCUUCUCCCUGGUGUCCAACCUGAGCCCGUACGGCUACGACGAAGGCUGCCUCUCCAGCAGCCAAGAUCACAUCCCGCUGGCGGCUCUUCCCCUGCUGGCCACGUCUGCGCCUCAGUACCAGGAAGCCGUGGCCGCCGUCAUCGUCAGAGCCAAUCAGGUCUACGCCGAUUUCAUCAAGUCCCUGGACGGGGCCGCCUUCUCCGGCCAGGUCUGCCUCAUCGGGGACUGCGUGGGAGGAAUACUCGGGUUCGACGCUCUGUGCAGCAGUAACCAGACAGUCAACGAAAGCCAGAACAGCAGCCGCAGGGGCAGUCUUGUCAGUGUACAGGACCAGGACCUCCUGUCGCCGGGCACCAUUAUCAACUGCGGGCAGGGGUCGGCUUCGCCCACCCUGGAGGGCAGCCGCCACCUGAGCCGCAGCAACAUCGACAUCCCGCGAAGCAUCUCUGGCGACGAGAGCAAGAAGCAGCAGCUGCAGCGCAAGAGAAGUGACUCGUCUACCUACGAGGCGGACACGAUCAAGCAGCACCAGGCGUUCUUGUCCAGCUUGCACUCCAGCAUCCUGCGGGGCGACGGGACAUCGCGCAGAUCGAGCAGCAGCACCAUGCUCGACGGAGGCGCCCUGGGCAAGCUGGACUUUGAAGUCUCCGACUUUUUCCUCUUCGGGUCGCCGCUGGGUCUGGUGCUGGCCCUCAGGAAGACGGUCAUCCCCAUGCUGGACGUGGCCCAGCUCCGGCCUGCCUGUCAGCAGGUCUACAACUUGUUCCAUCCGGCCGAUCCUUCCGCCUCGCGCCUGGAGCCCCUUCUGGAGAGGAAGUUCCACCUCUUGCCUCCCUUCAACGUGCCCCGCUACCAACGCUUCCCUCUGGGGGAUGGAAAUUCAACUCUGCUGGUGGAGACAGUCCAGAGCAACGCUCCGCUGCUACUUGACAGCGGGCCGCCCGCGUCCCUUCGCUGUCAGGAGACCAUCAGUGAGACGUGCAUCCCCGUGCCCGUGUUAAACUGGCAGGAGGGCGCCCUCAAGGCCACGCCCGCCGCGCCCGAGUCGGAUGUUGUUCAGUCUCAUGGUGGUGUCUUCAUGGACAGUUCGUACCCCUCAUCCCCCAUCACGGGCCCCUUCUCCAGGGGCCAGCGGCGCGCCAGUGAGGUCAGCAUUGCCAGCCAGGUGUCAGGAAUGGCAGACAGUUACACUGCCGGCAACAUAGCCAACACCCAAAGAGACGCGUUUAGUCGGUCCAAAAGAUUCGGCCUUUUGUCGGAGCUGGCCCUGUCCUCCCAAAACAAAUUCUUCUUGAAAAGCCCCCCCAAAUCCCGCAAGAAACUCAAAGAACCCGCCGAGGAGAAGGACGGGGACGCAAUGUUGUGCGACAGUCAAAGUCUAGGCUCCGACUGCUGCACGUCUCCCGGACUGCGCAGUGCUAUAUGCGAUCUGGUCUCACUGGACUCCCAGGCGGAGGUGGACCAAGUUGCAGCUCGCUGGUGGGGCACCAAGCGCAUGGACUUUGCCCUCUACUGCCCCGACGCUCUGACCGCCUUCCCCACGGUGGCGCUGCCGCAUCUUUUCCACGCAUCCUACUGGGAAUCCACCGACGUGGUGUCCUUCCUGCUCAGACAGGUUAUGAGGCACGACAACUCCAGCAUCCUCGAACUCGACGGCAAAGAAGUGUCCGAGUUCACGCCGUCCAAACCUCGCGAGAAGUGGCUGCGCAAGAGGACUCACGUGAAGAUCAGGAACGUGACGGCGAACCACCGGGUCAACGAUGCCGUGUUCACCGAGGACAGCCAGCAGACGGUGACUGGUCGCUUCAUGUACGGCCCCCUGGACAUGGUCACUCUGGCUGGCGAGAAGGUGGACCUGCACAUCAUUACGCAGCCCCCGUCGGGAGAAUGGGUUUACUUCAACACAGAGGUGACCAACAGCAGCGGCCGCGUCUCCUUUCUCAUCCCCGAUGACAAACGUCUGGGUGUCGGUGUCUACCCGGUCAAAAUGGUGGUCAGGGGCGACCACACGUUUGCAGACAGCUACCUGACGGUGAUCCCUCGCGGCACCGAGUUUGUGGUGUUCAGCAUCGACGGCUCCUUCGCCGCCAGCGUGUCCAUCAUGGGCAGUGACCCCAAAGUGCGGGCGGGGGCCGUGGACGUCGUCAGGCACUGGCAGGAUUUGGGCUACCUGAUCAUCUACGUGACGGGACGACCGGACAUGCAGAAGCAAAGAGUGGUCGCCUGGUUGUCGCAGCACAACUUCCCGCACGGCAUCGUGUCCUUUUGCGACGGCCUAGUGCACGACCCGCUCCGACACAAGGCCAACUUCCUCAAGGCCUUGACCGAGGCUAACAUGAGGAUAUUUGCCGGCUACGGGUCCAGCAAAGACAUCUCCGUGUACACCUCCAUCAACCUGCAUCCAUCGCAGAUCUUCAUUGUUGGUCGACCCUCCAAGAAGAUGCAGCACCAGUGUCAGUUCAUCACGGAGGGCUACGCGUCACACCUGUCCCAGCUGGAGCACAACCACCGCUCGCGCCCGGCCAAGUCCGGCAGCACUCGCAUGGUCCUGCGCAAAGGCAGCUUCGGCCUGGGCGCCAACAGCGACUUCCUGCGCAAACGCAACCACCUGCUGCGCACCAUCUCCUCGCAGCCCGCGCCCAGCUCACCCACGGCAGGCGGCGUGGGCGCCAUCCACUGCCGCCCCGAGCGCACGCAGAGCCAGUCGGACGGUGAGCGCGGAACCGCCCACGGCCACGGCCAGGGGGCCGCGCAGCGCAGCAUGAGCAUCACGGCGGGAUGCUGGGGGCGCAGCAGCAGCACCAAAAUGGACGCCGGGCUCCUCAGCCCCAAAUGAGGACGCGGCUAUACAGAUAAAGGACGCCUGAAGAAAAAAAACAAAAAAAGGCCAGUAAUUGACGCCACCCUACCCCCCAAAAAAUUGCCUUUACAUUGAACGCUCGUUUCUCACAGGGAUACAUUACAAACUUUUUUUUAUUUGAUUUUAGUCCUUCCGCACACUUAAGAACCAUUUCAACUCAUUAAAACUUUCCAACUUAAAGCCACGCUUUUGAAAGUAUUCCUUAGUGCCUAUUUUCUUGCCCCCCCACAAAAAAACGAGAGUCAACGUAUCACUUUAAGUAAACCAAAAGAAGACUCACUUGUUUGCACGGUUAUCCAAAUAAGCUCAAGUGUGCUUGUUUCGGGCUGUUUGUCACUCCCAGCUGAGGUUCACUCUAAAACACAUGAAACAAGAGGAUUUGUACUGGAGAAGUAACCACUGAAAUGUCCCUCCAAACCAAACCAAGCCCAUUAGCUCAAUGCUAACAUAUAAUGCAAAAUCCCAGAGAAAAGCUAACUGAGACACAUAGAUCUGAGAGAGACAGAUUGAUUGAUCUAUAUAGAGACAGAGAUAUAUACACGCACGCACACAUACACCGUAAUCAUAAACCUUAAAGCAAUUGCAAUGUGAACACAUGCGGAGCAGCAACACAUACAAAUGGAGGUCCAACAAUACAAGCAUGUAUUCACUCUGCUCUGUGGGAACAAUGGCUUCAGGAUUGGGGACCUUCUCUGCCUUCUUGCUUUUAAAUUGGCCGCACGUCUUCCAUCGGAGCUCAGUGCCGCCUGGCAUGUUGUCGCACGAUGUGGUGCUACACUGAAGACACGCAUCUCUAAAUUUGGACUUGCCUGUCCACUGUAAAACCCCAUCAAACAUGUUCUAGAAUCGUGAUUUCUUGCGGGUUCACCGUAUAGCGUGAGAGCAAAUUCUCCUCAUCGCAGAUAUUUUUGAGAUGGAGCCUACCCUCUAAUUCAUUAUUCUCUAUUUGGCUUCCUCACCGUUUUUGUUCUCCUAAAACGCCACACGGUGGCGCCAAAUCUCCGCCAAAGGAAGAGCUUGCGUUUGUGGCAAGGAC